AUGGAGACCCUCAAUAUGACAGAAGUGUGUGUGUUCUUUCUGAAAGGAUUUUCUGCCUACCCUGUCCUAGAGCGCCUAUUCUUCCUGUUUUGCUUAACUAUGUACCUGGUGACCCUGCUGGGGAACACAGCCAUCGUGGUAGUGAGUGUGCUGGACGUCCGCCUGCACACGCCCAUGUACUUCUUCCUGAGCAACCUCUCCAUCCUGGACAUCUGUUACACAUCCUUAUUUACACCCUUGAUGCUGGUCCACUUCCUGUCGACCCAGAAGACCAUCUCCUUCAUUGGCUGUGCUGUCCAGAUGUGUGUGGGCUUGUCCACGGGCUCCACGGAGUGCCUGCUGCUUGCAUUCAUGGCCUGUGAUCGCUACCUGGCCAUUUGUUGGCCACUCCAGUAUCCUGUACUCAUGAACCGCCAGCUCUGUCUGUGGCCAGUGGGAGCUGUUUGGGACUUCUCGUUCUUCGUAUCACUCACUGCGAUGGUCAUUGCCAUAAGGCUGCCCUUCUGUGGCCACCAUGUGAUCAACUACUUUGCUUGCGAGAUCCUGGCAGUGCUGAAGUUAACAUGUGGAGACACAUCAGUCAUUGAGGCUUUCUUGAUAGCUGAUAGCAUCCUGAUGCUGCCCAUGCCCCUGACACUCAUCUGCCUCUCCUACACUCAUAUCCUAGUGUCCAUUCUGAGGAUACCCUCAGCUGCAGGGCGCCGCAAAGCCUUGUCCACCUGCUCAGCACACCUGACUGUGGUGGUACUCUUCUAUGGUGCUGUCAUCUACAUGUACAUGAAGCCCAAGAGCACGGAGACCCACAUCUAUCAUAAGGUCUUCACGGUUCUUUAUCCUGUGAUCACACCCAUGCUGAACCCUGUCAUCUACAGCCUGAGGAACAAGGAAGUGAAAGAGGCUGCCAAGAAGGUGUGGAGCAGGAGCUGGACCUCCAAGUGA
Chrysochloris asiatica (Cape golden mole) is the source of this 939-nucleotide messenger RNA. Its product is annotated as olfactory receptor 13J1-like. The transcript has a single exon. Gene Ontology annotation, molecular function: olfactory receptor activity; G protein-coupled receptor activity. The record is from RefSeq and is a predicted model, not a curated record. Lineage: Eukaryota; Metazoa; Chordata; Mammalia; Afrosoricida; Chrysochloridae. Gene Ontology annotation, cellular component: membrane. The coding region runs from base 1 to 939 and encodes 312 amino acids. Gene Ontology annotation, biological process: G protein-coupled receptor signaling pathway.